GCGAGUGGGUGAAAAGACUCGUCUCUGCUGCAUCCCGGGCCACCGCUUGCUCCUGCGCCUCCUCCGUGCCGCCUCGGGUUCAGCACUGGACAGCUCCCGCCCCAGCCCCACAAAUGGCAGUCGGCUGAUUGACAGAGGAGCCAACCAAACAGGGAACUAGACGACUUGAAGCCGCCCUACAAGGGUUUGGUUGCGGCCAAGCUACCUCUUUAAACCGGCUUUCCUCCCUAGAGCAGGGAGAGGCAGGAGUGUGGUUUGUGGCCAAAGCUAAAGACUCCAAUUAACCAGCUGCCUGGCCCUCUCGACUCCGGAGAGUCAAACGUCUUAAAAGAAAUCUUCGCUCUUUGGGACUCGCUCCUGCGCUGGCGGUGCGGGACUGUGCGCGCGCGCUCCGCGCCUCGGGCGAAACGAACCAGGAGGAGCCAGAGCCGGGAGGCGGGAACGGCCUGCCACGGGUGAGAUGAUGGAGCAGCGUCUUCAGCGGCCGCGGCGGCAGCAGCAGCAGCAGCAGCAGCUUUUGAACACACCUCAAUGAGCGCGGCGGUGGAAGCUGCCGCGCAGAACGACGUAAGCAGGCUAACUAUAGCUGCCGGGAACAAGAGGGGAUGUAACCUGUUCGGCUCAAGGCUGUGAGGUGCGUAAUCCCGAGCCGACCCAUUGUGGAGCCGGUGCUGCCAGCGUUGCCACAGGUGAUUCGAUUUCCUGUGACGGUGGCUUAGCCAGCCGGGUCAAUUUCGAAACAUUCUUAUUUUAAAGUCCUUUUGGACUGGGUGCCAUCUGGAGAAGGGGGAAGACUCCUAGUAAAAGUCUUAGUGCUGAUAAAUUGACGACUAAAAUUUAAAAAGUGACUCCUCCCGUUACCUCCUCUCCUCUCCGCGAGGCAGAUGGGAGCCAUGGCUUAUCCCUUACUCUUCUGCCUUCUGCUCGCUUAUCUGGGAUUGGGAGCUGUUGGCGCCAGCCGUGACCCUCCAGGACGUCUGGAUUCCCCUCGAGAGAGGACCCUGAGGGCGAAGCAGCACGCCCAGCAGCCGGCUCGAGCCUCUGCCUCGGACCCCUCGGCUCCCUGGAGCCGCUCCACCGACGGCACCAUCUUGGCGCAGAAACUCGCCGAGGAGGUGCCCAUGGACGUGGCCUCUUACCUCUACACCGGGGACUCCCACCAGCUGAAGCGAGCCAACUGCUCCGGCCGCUACGAGUUGGCGGGCCUGCCGGGGAAGUCGCCAGCUCUAGCCAGCUCCCAUCCCUCCUUGCACGGGGCGCUGGACACGCUGACACACGCCACCAACUUCCUCAACAUGAUGCUGCAGAGCAAUAAGUCCCGGGAGCAGAACUUGCAGGACGACCUGGAAUGGUACCAGGCACUGGUGCGGAGCCUCCUGGAGGGCGAGCCCAGCAUCUCCCGGGCGGCCAUCACCUUCAGCACCGAGUCGCUGUCCGCGCCAACCCCCCAGGUCUUCCUCCAGGCCACGCGCGAGGAGAGUCGCAUCCUGCUCCAGGACCUGUCCUCCUCGGCACACCACCUGGCCAACGCCACGCUGGAGACCGAGUGGUUCCAUGGUCUCCGGCGCAAGUGGAGGACCCACUUACACCGCCGUGGCUCAAAUCAGGGGCCCCGGGGCCUGGGCCAUAGCUGGCGGCGCAGGGACGGGCUUGGCGGGGACAAGAGCCAUGUCAAGUGGUCUCCGCCUUAUCUGGAGUGCGAGAACGGAAGUUACAAGCCCGGGUGGCUGGUCACUCUCUCUGCUGCUUUCUACGGGUUGCAGCCUAACCUGGUCCCGGAAUUCAGGGGUGUCAUGAAAGUUGACAUAAAUCUUCAGAAAGUGGACAUUGACCAAUGUUCAAAUGAUGGCUGGUUUUCAGGAACUCACAAAUGUCACCUUAACAAUUCAGAGUGUAUGCCAAUUAAAGGCUUAGGAUUCGUGCUUGGCGCCUAUCAGUGCAUUUGCAAAGCAGGAUUCUAUCAUCCUCGAGUCUUCUCAGUGAACAACUUUCAGAGAAGGGGUCCGGAUCACCAUUUUGCAGGAGGUGCAAAAGAUGUGUCAGAAGAAGCCCACGUCUGCCUACCCUGCAGGGAGGGCUGCUCCUACUGUGCUGAUGACAGCCCCUGCUUUGUCCAGGAGGAUAAGUAUUUGCGACUUGCUAUCAUCUCCUUCCAAGCCCUGUGUAUGCUGCUCGACUUCGUUAGCAUGCUGGUGGUCUACCACUUUCGCAAAGCAAAGAGCAUCAGGGCAUCAGGCCUUAUCCUGUUGGAAACUAUCCUUUUUGGGUCUCUGCUUCUAUACUUUCCGGUUGUUAUUUUGUACUUUGAGCCAAGCACAUUUCGCUGUAUUCUCCUAAGAUGGGUUCGUCUUCUCGGUUUUGCUACAGUUUAUGGAACUGUCACUCUCAAGCUUCACAGGGUUUUGAAGGUGUUUCUUUCACGAACAGCCCAGCGGAUUCCAUAUAUGACGGGUGGACGCGUCAUGAGGAUGCUGGCAGUAAUACUCCUGGUAGUAUUUUGGUUUCUCAUUGGCUGGACUUCAUCUGUUUGCCAGAACUUGGAGAAGCAGAUUUCACUUAUUGGCCAAGGGCAAACAUCUGAUCACCUCAUCUUCAACAUGUGCCUCAUUGAGCGCUGGGAUUACAUGACAGCAGUUGCUGAAUUUUUAUUCCUCUUGUGGGGUGUUUAUCUCUGCUAUGCAGUGCGGACAGUCCCAUCAGCAUUUCAUGAGCCACGCUACAUGGCUGUUGCGGUCCACAAUGAGCUCAUUAUCUCUGCUAUAUUCCAUACAAUUAGAUUUGUUCUUGCCUCAAGACUUCAGUCGGACUGGAUGUUGAUGCUGUAUUUUGCACAUACUCAUUUGACUGUGACAGUCACCAUUGGGUUGCUUUUGAUUCCAAAGUUUUCACAUUCAAGCAAUAACCCACGAGAUGACAUUGCUACAGAAGCAUAUGAAGAUGAGCUAGACAUGGGCCGAUCUGGAUCCUACCUGAACAGCAGUAUCAAUUCAGCCUGGAGUGAGCACAGCUUGGAUCCAGAGGACAUUCGGGAUGAGCUGAAGAAACUCUAUGCCCAGCUGGAAAUAUAUAAAAGGAAGAAGAUGAUCACAAAUAACCCCCAUCUCCAGAAAAAGCGGUGCUCCAAGAAGGGCUUAGGCCGUUCAAUCAUGAGGCGUAUAACCGAGAUCCCAGAGACAGUCAGCAGGCAGUGUUCCAAAGAGGACAAGGAGGUCACAGACCACGGCACGGCCAAAGGCACUGCCCUCAUCAAGAAGAACCCGCAGGAGUCUUCGGGUAACACUGGGAAACCCAAGGAGGAAUCCCUGAAAAACCGAGUCUUCUCACUAAAGAAAUCCCACAGCACUUAUGAUCAUGUGAGAGAGCAAACAGAAGAAUCUAAUAGCUUACCAACAGAAAGCCAAGAAGAGGAGGCUACAGAGAAUUCCACACUGGAGUCUCUGUCAGGUAAAAAACUAACACAGAAACUGAAAGAAAACAGCGAGGCCGAGUCCAUGGAGUCUGUGCCUUUGGUGUGUAAGUCAGCAAGUGCUCACAAUCUCAGCUCGGAGAAGAAGCCUGGGCACCCACGAACAUCCAUGUUACAAAAAUCUCUCAGUGUCAUAGCAAGUGCCAAGGAGAAGACUCUUGGAUUAGCUGGGAAAACCCAAACAUCAGGCAUGGAAGAACGUGCCAAAUCCCAGAAACCUCUGCCAAAAGAGAAAGAGACAAACAGAAAAUACUCGAAUUCAGAUAAUGCAGAGACUAAAGAUUCCACCCCCCAAAAUUCCAAUCAUUUGGAGGAGCCAAGAAAACCUCAGAAAUCUGGGAUUAUGAAGCAACAAAGGGUCAACCCCCUUACUGCCAAUUCUGACAUGAGCCCAGGCGCCACCCAGGGGAAGGACAACUUUGACAUAGGGGAAGUGUGCCCUUGGGAGAUUUAUGACCUGACCCCUGGUCCUGUGCCUUCAGAAUCAAAAAUUCAAAAACAUGUAUCUAUUGCAGCUUCUGAAAUGGAGAAAAACCCAACUUUUUCCUUAAAGGAGAAAUCUCAUCCCAAGCCUAAGGCAGCUGAACUGUGUCAGCAAUCCAAUCAGAAGAGCAUAGACAAGGCUGAGGUAUGCCCUUGGGAGAGCCAAGGUCAGUCCCUUUUUGAAGAUGAGAAGCAUUUAAUUUCCAAGACUCAGGUUCCCCCAGGGAGAGCUAAAGAUGGGAAUGGUGGUCAGCAUUAUGCAGCCAAUGUGCGUGCUGGGCAAUUUGAAGAACUGCCCCCCAAAGUUGUAGCAUCAAAAGUAGAGAAUGAAAAUCUCAACCAUAUAGGAGACCAGGAAAAAAAGACAUCUUCCUCUGAGGAAAAUGUGCUUGGCUCCUAUAACUCAAGUAAUAACUUUCAGCAACCUUUAACGUCGCGAGCUGAGGUGUGUCCUUGGGAAUUUGAGACCCCAGAUCAACCAAAUGCUGAAAGAAGUGUAGCUUUCCCUGCCUCUUCUGCUUUAAGUGCAAAUAAGAUAGUGGGGCCUCGGAAAUGAGAGGUCUGGGAUACUUUUAAAGUGUAGCAUCCCCAGAAAGAAAAGAAGGAAUAAACCCCAAAUUUUAUAUAAGACAGAAGAUAGAAGGAUCAAAAAUUCCCAAGGAGUAUUUAUCAAUCAAGGGAAAUGUGAAAGGAAUGAGCAGAAGACGACUUAGGAAGCAGAGCAACAUCAAUGGAGUAGAGUAGACUGGCCAAAAAGUCUCUCCCCUGGUAACAUUAGCAAAAUCUGUACAUUUCAGCAUGUUUUAGGGGAAGUAGCCCUCAAUGUCUGCCCCUGACCAAUAUUUACCCAUGGGACUUUGAAGAUCCUAAGCAAGGCAAACCAGAA
Molecule: messenger RNA, 4835 nt
Organism: Ceratotherium simum simum (southern white rhinoceros)
Lineage: Eukaryota; Metazoa; Chordata; Mammalia; Perissodactyla; Rhinocerotidae
Gene: GPR158
Product: G protein-coupled receptor 158
Biological process (GO): G protein-coupled receptor signaling pathway
Cellular component (GO): membrane
Molecular function (GO): G protein-coupled receptor activity
Source: RefSeq, a predicted model, not a curated record